GGUGUCGCUGUGAGGCAAGUCGAGCUUUAUAGAAACACAGUAUUUCUUCGAAUAACACUGUAGUAUGCAUGUGUGGUGCAUCAGAGUGUUUCUGUUUAGGGUCAGUUGCUGCAUUUGAGAGCAAAAUGUUUACAUUACUAUUAAGAAAGUGGUUUGAAAGUACAUCAGCACGGACAACGAGGCAGCGUCAUAUUUAUCCAACGGUGGUUAAUCAGGUAUUCUGAUGUUCUUCUGAGUAUGUUUCAUCCAGUGCCCUAAAAUGAUGCUCCGUCUGAUAUCAUGCCACCGGUGGCGGACCAUCGUACAAACUGGAGUUUGGUUAAGGUGUUGCUCCACCUCAGUGAAGCCCAAAUCCCAGAAGGGCUCAGAUCAGACCCGUCUGAACCCUCUCAACAUCCAAAUGCUCUCCAGGAACCUGCAGGAGCAGAUAUUUCGGGGCCAGAUACAGGAGUACACGGACGAGGAUGUUGAACGCAGUAUAAGACACUUGGAGCAACAUAAACUCUGGGGAAAAGGAACAGACCUGUUACCUGACGUAGAACUCAAAUUACCUGAAAUGUACGGCAAUGACAUUGACGAGCAUUUCCGAUUACUUGCCCAAAAGCAGAGCCUUCCUUACCUGGAUGCGGCCAGCCAGCUUCAGGGAGCACGGCUUCCCAGGAUGCCCAAGGAAUGGGCUUGGGAAGUGGGUUGGACUCGGUAUGGGGCGGGUGGAGAGUGCCACAGAGUGAAUUUCCCAGAUGAGAAUGCUAUUGUGUUUGAUGUGGAAGUCUGCAUGGCAGAGGGACACUGUCCUACGUUGGCCGUGGCUGUUUCCCCAACUGCCUGGUACUCGUGGUGCAGCGAGAGGCUCGUAGAGGACAGAUACACCUGGUCUAGUGAUCUGACGCUGGCUGAUCUCAUCCCCCUGGAGACUCCCACAAACUCCAGCCAGCCGCGGGGUGGUGUGUGGCAGGAGAGGCUCGUGGUCGGACACAAUGUGAGCUUUGAUCGGGCACACAUUAAAGAACAGUACUUACUGAAGGGCUCCAAGAUGCGUUUCCUGGACACAAUGAGUCUCCACAUGGCGAUCUCAGGGCUGACGGGAUUCCAGCGCUCGCUCUGGAUGGCCAGCAAACACGGCAAGAGAAAAGGCCUACAGGAAGUGAAGGAGCACAUGAAGCGCGUCAGCCGUCGCUCCGAGAGCCCGAUGAUUGGCUCAUGGGAAUGGCUUGAUAUCAGUAGUAUUAAUAACCUUGCUGAUGUUCACGCUCUCUACGUGGGCGGGGAACCGUUGAAGAAAGAACCUCGGGAUGUGUUUGUGAAGGGCAGCAUGUCUGAUGUUAAGACCAAUUUUCAGGAGCUGAUGCAGUACUGUGCUCUUGAUGUUUUAGCCACACAUGAGGUCUUCACAGAGCAGCUGCCUCUCUUUAUGGAGAGGUGUCCUCACCCAGUGACACUUGCAGGUAUGCUAGAAAUGGGCGUGUGCUACCUUCCUGUCAAUCAGAACUGGAGGCGGUACUUAGAAGAUGCUCAGGGCACUUAUGAUGAGCUGCAGAGAGAGAUGAAGAAAUCGUUGAUGAUUUUGGCUGACGAUGCCUGCCAGUUAUUGGAGGGUGAUCGGUACAAAGAUGAUCCUUGGCUGUGGGACUUGGAUUGGGACGUUCAGGACUUCAAGCAGAAGAAAAUGCCUGUAAGCAAGAAGAAAGCCAAACAGGAGGCCGAGGCAACACCAGCAGCCAACGAAAACGUACCCAAAGACUGGGACGAGGACCCAGGUCCUCCUUUAGAAGAAGAUGAGGCUGGUCUAGACCCCAGAAGAGAGCUUUUACAGAGACUGAAGGAAACCAUCAGCUGCCUGCCAAAGAGGAGACAGCACUUACCGGCCCACCCCAGCUGGUACCGUAAGCUGAGUGUGAAGAUGUCUGAGGCCGAGGACUGGUCUCCUGGAGCCAGUCUCAUCAGUCUGCAGAUGAGGGUCACGCCCAAGCUGAUGGGCCUCACGUGGGACGGCUUUCCCCUGCACUAUACUGACCAGCACGGCUGGGGUUACCUGGUACCAGGCCGCAGAGAUAACCUGGACAUCUCAGAGGAUAGUGAAGGACCUGUAUGUCCAUACAGGGCAAUUGAGAGCAUCUAUAAGGAGUAUUGUGAACGGAAGGGGAAGGAGCAGCCCCAAUAUCUGGACAUCCCACCUUCUGAUGACUUCAUGUUGACGGACAGUGCCGUGUGGCAGACGGUUGAAGAAGUGAGUCGAUUGGAGGUGUUUGAUGAUGAAGUGCUGAGUACAGCAGGCCCAUCCAAGAAGAUCAAGAAAAAACAAAAUUCAUUACCCAAAAAUGGGAACGGCGAGUGCUCCUAUCACCAUGGGAACGGACCAUACAAUGAUGUCAACAUCCCUGGGUGCUGGUUCUUCAAACUGCCUCAUAAGGAUGGAAAUGAGAACAAUGUGGGCAGCCCAUUCUCAAAAGACUUCCUAUCCAAAAUGGAGAGCGGUACGCUUCAGGCAGGACGUGAAGGUACGAACGCCACACGGGCGCUAGAGAUCAACAAGAUGAUGUCCUUCUGGAGAAAUGCCCAGAAACGUGUCAGCUCCCAAAUGGUAGUAUGGCUCCGCAGGGCAGAACUGCCGCGCACCGUCAGACUACAUCAUGACUAUGAUGAGAAUGGACAAAAUGGUGCCAUUUUACCACAGGUCAUCCCAGCUGGAACGGUCACUCGCAGGGCUGUAGAGCCCACGUGGCUGACUGCGAGUAACGCUCGGAAAGAUCGUGUAGGCAGUGAGCUGAAGGCCAUGGUGCAGGUGCCUCCUGGUUAUCACCUGGUGGGAGCAGAUGUGGAUUCUCAAGAGCUGUGGAUCGCUGCCAUGCUGGGCGAAGCACACUUUGCAGGAAUACAUGGAUGCACAGCGUUUGGAUGGAUGACGCUCCAGGGAAAGAAAAGUCAGGGCACGGAUCUGCACAGCCGUACCGCAGAUGCUGUGGGCAUCAGCCGUGAACACGCCAAGGUCUUCAACUACGGGCGGAUUUAUGGAGCCGGCCAGCCGUUUGCCGAGCGACUGCUCAUGCAGUUCAAUCACCAACUGAGCCAACAGGAAGCAGCCAAUAAAGCUCGGCAGAUGUACGCACUUACCAAAGGACUGCGCAGAUAUCACCUGUCUGAGGAAGGGGAAUGGUUGGUAAAGAAGUUGGAUGUAAAGGUGGAAAGGGCUGAGGAUGGCACCAUCUCGCUCCAGGAUUUGCGUAAAAUCUCAAAACUGGCAUCCCAAAGUACCACUAGGGGGAGCAAGAGGAAGUGGAAUCUCACUGGGAAGCGUGUGUGGACGGCCGGGACAGAAUCAGAGAUGUUCAAUAAGCUGGAAAGUAUCGCCCACUCUGAGGAACCAGCCACUCCAGUGCUGGGCUGCAGGAUAUCCAGAGCUCUGGAACCGUCUGCUGUUCAGGAUGAGUUCAUUACCAGCAGAGUCAACUGGGUGGUUCAGAGUUCAGCGGUGGAUUAUCUCCAUCUGAUGCUGGUGGCCAUGCGCUGGCUGUUUGAGGAGUAUGACAUUAACGGGCGCUUCUGCAUCAGUAUUCACGAUGAGGUGCGCUACCUGGUGAUGAGCGAAGAUCGCUACAGAGCUGCGCUGGCCCUACAGAUCACCAACCUGCUCACCAGGUGCAUGUUCGCAUAUAAACUGGGAAUGAUGGAUCUGCCGCAGUCAGUGGCUUUUUUCAGUGCGGUGGACAUCGAUAAGUGCUUACGGAAGGAGGUGACCAUGGACUGCGUGACUCCAUCCAAUCCCACAGGAGUGGAGCGGAGAUACGGGUUACUACAAGGUGAGGCGUUGGACAUUUAUCAGAUUAUAAAGAUCACCAAAGGGUCUUUUGCCAAACAACUACAACAAGCUGCAAAGUUAAAGUAAUAUCUGUGGCAUGAAAAGAAUAAAUGCAGGCCAUGCGGACCGUCUCAACACAUUAAUGGCCAGCCCUAGUGUGAACUCAAAAAAGGGUGGUGUUCUCCGUUGAAAUGAAUGGACGGGGGUGAAAAAAGUGCAAAAGAAGGACUGAACGCAUUUUUCACUGCUUCCUCCUCUUUUUCUUUGGUGCUUGAUUUUCCUCUGAAGGCUGAGAAGCUUCAGUCUAAGGAAAGAAAGACACCAUUGAAGAUUAAGAAACCAAUCCCAGAGUUCUGUUGGAGAAAGAACAUGUUUAAACAAAGACAAACCUGUUGGCUUUCAUCCUGCUGCUGUUCCUGUAGUGCAGCGUCCAGAGUGGCUGCGUUGAUUCGGAAGUCUCUGGAAGUGCUCAGCUUCAUAUACUGCAUCAGAUUGACCUGUGUAUAGACAUUCACAGAUGUGCCUCAGUGUUUCAGAGGUUUUUGUUAUUGUAUUUAUGAUUUAUGGGCAAAAACUUAAGAGAUUUUACCUUGGAUUUCUUGGAGAGAAGAAUGAGAAACUUCUCAUACUGUUCAAUGUUGAAAAUGAGGUUCGGGAUGGCUUUGGUCUCACGAAGAACUUUAGCCUGAAAUCAAAUCAGAUGUACAAAACAUUUAAGUAGACGUUGCACUCCAAGGCCUAAAUUGUUACCAAAAUAUUUGUAUUAAAAUAACUUGUUUUUCAGUCUCAGGUAAUAAAUUUAAAUAGUUCUCACUGAA
Molecule: messenger RNA, 4614 nt
Organism: Ctenopharyngodon idella (grass carp)
Lineage: Eukaryota; Metazoa; Chordata; Actinopteri; Cypriniformes; Xenocyprididae
Gene: polg
Product: polymerase (DNA directed), gamma
Exons: 23
Coding region: 260-3883 (1207 amino acids)
Biological process (GO): mitochondrial DNA replication
Cellular component (GO): gamma DNA polymerase complex; mitochondrion
Molecular function (GO): DNA-directed DNA polymerase activity; 3'-5' exonuclease activity; DNA binding
Source: RefSeq, a predicted model, not a curated record